Molecule: messenger RNA, 1676 nt
Organism: Spodoptera littoralis (African cotton leafworm)
Lineage: Eukaryota; Metazoa; Arthropoda; Insecta; Lepidoptera; Noctuidae
Source: the annotation of a GenBank genome assembly
GACGUGUGCAAAAAUAUAUCAAGAUGCUACUCCCGAUCGUGUUUAUUAUGAUAUUCGCGAGUGCUUGUGAAGGCUACAAAAUUCUAGCACUGCUUCCUUACCCAGGGAAGAGUCAUUUUAUGGUGUUUGAGCCAAUUUUGGAUGAAUUAGCUAGACGAGGUCAUCAUGUCACUGUAGUUUCCUUCUUCCCAUCAGCGUCACCUCAUGCAAACCGACGUGACGUCAGUUUGGUGGGUCUAGCACCAUUAAACGUAGAGGUAAUAAACCUCCAAGAUUUUGACAAUCCCACAUUUUUAUCAAGUAAAUUCUCUUUUCAAUUUUCUUUAUUGUCCAAUAUUAUGGCUUUUAAUUUACAACUUUGCCAAACCGUUCUGUAUUCGGAUAUUUUCGAAGAGUUUGUAAAAGGUGAAGGUGCAUACGAUGUCGUGUUAAGUGAACAUUUUCAUACUGAUUGCAUGAUGGGCAUCGUGCACAUCUACAGGGCACCUUCAGUGGCUCUGAUGUCCUGUGCCUUAACACCGUGGGCAUUCUCGAGGUUUGGAGCUGACGACAAUCCUGCUGUCUUUCCCUCUAUGUCACUACCACUCGUUGAUGAAAUGUCAUUCCUUGAGAAACUGGUAAACGCGUUUAAUGUAAACUUGUAUAAAUAUUGGCAUAGUUAUACAACUAGGAACGAACAGAAACUUGUGGAGACGAGGUUAGAUCGCAAACUGCCACCGCUGAAUGAACUAGCGAAGAAUGCAAGUGUUGUGCUUGUAAACACUCAUCACACUCUGAAUGGAGUGAGGGUGUUACCGCCGUCAGUGGUUGAAGUCGGAGGCAUACAUCUUCACAACAAAACAGUGAAACCUCUACCCGAGUUUCGGAUCACUAAUCCGCGGUUCAUCGUUGCCGCCAAAAAAAUCGGAAGACAUAUAUUAUUGAAAGUUUUCGCGCGCUUACCGCAACGAGUUCUAUGGAAAUGGGAAACGGAAGAUAUAAAAGGGUUGCCAGAUAACGUCCUCGUGCUGAAAUGGCUGCCACAAUACGAUUUACUUAAUCACCCAAACUGCGUGGCCUUCAUAACUCACGGUGGCCUCCUGAGUUUGACAGAAAUCGUUGCAGCAGGAGUACCGGCGCUGGUUAUACCAAUAUUGGGCGAUCAGCCUGGAAACGCCGCAUUCGCUAAACGAGCUGGAAUCGCAGAAGUAUUAGAAUUCCAUCAAAUUGAUGAGGAGACAUUUUACAAUGCCCUCAUGAAGGUUUUAACGCCAGAAAUGCGAGAUCACGCCAAAUCGUUCAGCAAUCGUUGGUGGGAACGCCCCUUACCGCCUAUGGAGACAGCCAUACACUACAUAGAAAAGACAGCUAAAUAUGGAUAUCUCAACAUGUCCUCACCUGGCCGUCUUAUGACCAAACCAGAACUUUUAUUCUUCAUGUCUAUUGAAUAUUUAGUUUUAUUUAGUUUAAUUUUCUUUAUUGCUUUAUUAGCUAAAUGUUUCUUCUGUCCCCAAAAGAUUGAGAAAUUUAAACAGAGUUGAUGUUACCAUAGUUGUACGCAAUAUUUUAAUUUAUUAAUAAUAAAAGACGAAUUGUUGUUUUCUAGUUAUAGUAUAGACUAUUGCAAAAAGGCAAGAGUUUGGAAUGAAACAAAGUAAUUAUUAAAAAAUAAAUUUAUUGUCCCUGAUUUAUUUUAA